This is a messenger RNA of Nomia melanderi (Alkali bee), 1630 nucleotides long. Its product is annotated as trypsin 3A1. Gene Ontology annotation, molecular function: serine-type endopeptidase activity. The record is from RefSeq and is a predicted model, not a curated record. Gene Ontology annotation, biological process: proteolysis. Lineage: Eukaryota; Metazoa; Arthropoda; Insecta; Hymenoptera; Halictidae.
CGACCGAAAACCGAGGAGGACCGCCGGAAUGUUCAAGCUGCUCGCGAUCUUCGCCCUAGUGGCAAUGGCCACCGGGAGCCCCAUCAACCAAUCGGAGGGCGCGAUCGACCUCAGGAUGGACGGUCGCAUAGUAGGCGGCGAGGACGCGACGAUCCAGCAGGCCCCGUACCAGGUGAGCCUGCAGUCGAACGGCAGACACUUCUGCGGCGGCAGCAUAAUCGGCAAGCACUGGGUGCUGACCGCCGGCCACUGCGUCGGCGCCAAGGCCAGCUCGUACAGGAUCCGCUCGGGUUCGACCAAGGUGAACGGCGGCUCGGUGCACCGGGUGCACCAGGUCAUCAGGCACAAGCAAUACGGCAGCAACAAGCACGGCGUCCCGACCCACGACAUCGCGCUGCUGCGUCUGGUCGACUCGGACGGGUUCGAGUUCAACUCUGGCCGCAAAGCGGUGAACCUGUUCGACGGCAGCUCCCCGUCGCUGGUCGGCAAGUACGGGCUGGUGACCGGCUGGGGUCAGACCAAGUCGGGCACCCCCACGACGCUGCAGAAGGUCAAGGUGCCCCUGAUCUCGCACAAACAGUGCAGCGACGCGUACAAGACCUCGGGCGGCGUGCCCGAGGGAGAGCUCUGCGCGGGCUACACCGCCGGAGGCAAGGACUCCUGCCAGGGCGACUCCGGCGGCCCCCUGGCCGUCGACGGCAAGCUCGUCGGAAUCGUCUCCUGGGGCAAAGGGUGCGGCACGCCGAACUACCCGGGCGUCUACACCGACGUGUCCCACUAUCGCCAAUGGAUCAGACAGAACAGCGGACAUAUCAAUCCAACAACUCGAAGCAACAUGUUCUUCCAAGCGAGCCUUCUCUCAGUCCUGGCCCUCGCGGCGGCGAAUCCUCUCGGCAAGCUGCCGGCUCUGAACCCGCUGUCGCCGAGCGGGCAGAUAGUGGGCGGCGUGGACGUCAGCAUCGAGGAGGUGCCGCACCAGGUGCUGCUGCAGAGCUCCGGCUUCGGCUUCUGCGGCGGCAGCAUAAUCGGCGAGGAGUGGGUGAUCACGGCCGGCCACUGCAUGGUCUACCCUCCCGAGUGGAUCACCGUGCUGGCCGGGACCAACACGAAGUCGUCCGGGGGCAGCGAGCACAAGGUCGAGGUGGUCCACGUCCACGAGAACUACGACACCAACUGGUACGGCGUCCCGUUGAACGACGUGGCGGUGAUGAAAGUGAGCACGCCCUUCAAGCUCGACAAGACCAGGCAGCCGAUCAAGAUCUUCAAGCAGGACGAGGAGAGCGUCGCCGGGGUCGGCGCGACCGUGACCGGAUGGGGCGCGGUCAGGGAGGGCGGCAUGACCCACGAGGUCCUCCAGAAGGUGAACGUGCCCAUCGUCUCGAAGAGCUCCUGCAACGACGCCUACCAGUCUUAUGGGGGUCUGCCCGCCGGCCAGAUCUGCGCCGCCGUUCCCGAGGGAGGCAAGGACGCCUGCCAGGGUGACUCCGGCGGCCCCCUGACCAUCGGCGGCCGACUCGCUGGACUCGUGUCAUGGGGUUACGGCUGUGCCAGGCGAGGGUACCCGGGAGUUCACACGGAAGUCGCCGCGUACAGCGACUGGGUCGCCUCCAAGACGGGACUCAAGUUCUAA